This is a messenger RNA of Hypoxylon trugodes, 2717 nucleotides long. Its product is annotated as heterokaryon incompatibility protein-domain-containing protein. The record is from RefSeq and is a predicted model, not a curated record. Lineage: Eukaryota; Fungi; Ascomycota; Sordariomycetes; Xylariales; Hypoxylaceae. The transcript has 2 exons. The coding region runs from base 282 to 2357 and encodes 691 amino acids.
GCCCCCGUCACAGAUUGCUCUACUACCACACAACCUAGCAGCUGAACUUCGAACGGGCUAGCAUAUCCUGUUUUUAAACUAAUCAGGGAUUUUGCCGCCCAACCCUCAAGCCGCGUGGGGACUAAAAUUUCCUAGAACUUGUAAUCUUAUUGGUAAAUUUAGACACUGUGGUAAUUAUUAUUAGUCUGCUCCAAAUUUCUAUGGUUGGGAAGUAGAUAUAGCUCAUGUUGUAUCCUGACGAACAGACAUAACCCAACAAGAUCUCGACACUAACCACCAAAAUGGCCUUCAGCUUCAGGAACGAGUUCUCGCGAGAUGGGCUCUGCGCGGUCAGAAAGGAUAUGGACCGGCAGCCAAAAUGCAAUGGGUGCCGCAGAGUAGAAUCACUAAUUCGAUAUUGUGAGAGAUACCUCACCGCGGGAUCUAAGCCAAAGCCGGUUCUUUUCCACAACAGUUAUCGGGAACUCGAAUUCUGUGCGGAGAAAUGCAGUACCUGUAGAGUCAUUCGCCGAGGCUUCCUGCUUAAUCAAGCCACCUUUACUCAAGCCGAAAUGCUUGGACUACGGGAACAUCAAGUGCCUCUAUGGGCAACCAUCGAGGAUGGGAAACUCGGUGCGAGUUUGCAAAAACAUGCCGAUAGCCUCGUCCUAGGGGGCAAUAGAAUCGACCUGCAGAUGGGAUCGUUCGGCGGGAUCGAUGAGCGGUCCCUUCCAGCUAUUGCCUCAGAUAACUCGGUCUGUGCAGAGAUCCGGACAUGGGCAAGGGGCUGCCAAACUAGCCAUCCAGAUUGCGGCAAUCUCAAUUGGUCCCGGAGGAAUCCCACUAGAUUAAUCUGCAUAUUGUCGGAUUCCUUAGUCCAGAUUGUGGAGACUCGUCACAUGGAAUUUCUUGAAUAUGUCUCCCUAAGCUAUUGUUGGGGGUCGAAUCAGGAAAUAGGAAAUAAACCUAUCCCGGAGACAAGGACAGUGCGGGCGAAUAUUGCCCAGCGGAGACGACCCUUUCCGAUUACCGAUUUGCGGAGGACGAUACAGGACGUUAUUCGUUUUAUCAAGGGUGUCGGCAUUCAAUUCGUAUGGAUCGAUUCCGUCUGUAUCAUCCAGGACAGCGCUGAGGAUUGGGCAACGGAAGCCUCAUUAAUGGCAGGAGUAUACAGUAACGCUCAUUUCACACUGUGCUCGGUCGCAGUAGAAAAUGCCGACACAGCUUUAAUCCGACCCCGAGAAGCCUGGAAGCAUCCGAUCGAACCAAAUUGCCAACUUGCGGGUCAGCAUUUGUCAGCCGUAAGCCCACCGUUACAUGAGCUAAAACGACAGGCCCCAUACUCGGCCAGGGCUUGGAUUCUGCAGGAAGAGAAACUCUCGCCAAGGAUCUUGUACUGGACGCCGCAACGAAUGUACUGGUCUUGUGCGACUCAAAGAUCCGUGGAGUGUGCCCAAUUCCAAAUGCAGAGGCGGCAGCCCGACGCAUUUAAUGACUACAACCCUACUCAGGCAUUCCUCCGCGCCUCGCGUGACGGCACGGACUUACACCUACAUUGGAAGGAUUUAGUAGAGGAUUAUACGAAAAGAUUGCUCACUAAGUCUAGCGAUAGAUUUCCGGCCUUGUCCGGUGUCGCGGCAAAGUACCAACUCGCGCGAAGUGAUGAUGAAUAUUUAGCCGGGCUCUGGCGUAGGACUAUCGAUGAGGACCUUGCCUGGCGCGUCGAAUCGCCCGCACCUCCUAAUCGCCUGCGAGGUCGAAUCGAAGGCAUCCCUUCUUGGUCCUGGGCAUCACUUCCAGUGGCAACACCCGCAAAUAUGAGUCGAAACUGGAUUCCUUGCGACUCUUUUGUAUUCAUGGGAUCUCAGAUACCAGACCAGCGUCUGGAUAUCCUCCAGAAAAUGGACGCGAGCGCGCUAACAGACCAGAGCACCCACAAGGUACAAAAGGGUGCCGGCAUCACCAGCAUCAAGGUCCGAAGCCGAAUGCGGCCUUUACUGCGGGCGAGUUCCGAACGACGCCCUUGGUCCGACGUCAAGUCCCGCGACGGAAGAGAUGGGAAAUUCGAGUUCGCACGUUUCGUUGACCGUAAUAUCCACUGCGUUGAGCCAGAUAAGGGACUGCUUCUACUCUAUGAGUCACAGAGGCAGGAGAUCGUAUAUCAAUUGGAUUACUUGUCAGACACGAGCGAAGUACUGUCCCGCAUAAACCAGCUCGAAUGUAUUGAACUGGGAAGGCAAGCUAUGCUGCUUGUUGAAAGUUGCGGGUAUGUUGCAAAUGAUUCGGCGAAAUCAUAUAGACGACUGGGAGUGUCGCUGGGGCCUGCUCGAUCGGAUUUCUUCAAUAACGCACCAAUUGAGACGUGCAAUCUGAUAUAAGAUCGACCAGUGCAGCAGGGGCGCGAUCAACCUGAGUGAUUAACACCUAGAAGGACCCUCUUAGGGUGUAAUUGUCAUUUCUGGCUUCAACGCGCACCCCCCGCGACUUACACUAACAUCAAUUCGGCGUUCACGGUCUUGUGUUCAUAUACAUCUCAUCCAGAUUGUCCUAGUUUUAACGCAACAAUAACCUCGUCGGCAUUCUUCAUUAAGUAUUAUUAUUUAGCUUUCUUGGGGGGGGGUUCUAUACACUCCCGGCCAAAUAUUUCUCAGAGGCGUGGUCGGAACUGGCCCGCUAGUUGACCUCUACCAGUUGUUGGUAUAAGCGCGCGAUAUCAAAUCUUCAUCGUGGCGCGUCAG